Messenger RNA from Ctenopharyngodon idella (grass carp), 3740 nucleotides. RefSeq names its product transmembrane protein 161B (gene tmem161b). Lineage: Eukaryota; Metazoa; Chordata; Actinopteri; Cypriniformes; Xenocyprididae. The coding region runs from base 282 to 1736 and encodes 484 amino acids. The transcript is spliced from 12 exons. The record is from RefSeq and is a predicted model, not a curated record.
CAUUAUUAGGACGCUCUUGCAGUCAUUAAACCGUACAGGCUUUCAGUGGCAGCCCAGUACCGAGAAUCUGAGCGUGACCUCUACUGCAGUUGAAAACACAGUGGAGCCGCGGCUCGAUCAGUGGGAUGUUUGUUUAGGUAUUCAUUUUACCUGUCAACACAGUACUCUCAAAUUCCAGCACCGCAAGACAGGCUUAUGUGCUCCGUGCCGCUGGAUCUCCGCUUAGGGGUGCUCAGAGUGUCAGUAGGCUUUAAGAUUUAUCACUGCACUGCAACAUCAAUAUGGGUGUGAUCAGUGUGCAGCUGGUGGUUACCAUGGUAAUGGCCAGCAUGAUUCAGAAGAUCAUACCCCACUAUUCCUUUGCACGAUGGCUCCUCUGCAGUGGCAGUCUGCGUUGGUACCAGCACCCCACAGAAGAUGAGCUGAGGACUUUGGCUGGAAAGCAGCAGAAAGGAGGAAAGAGCAAAAAGGACAGGAAGUACAAUGGGCACUUAGAGAACAAGCCGAUGACUAUUCCCAAAGACAUCGACCUUCAGCUGGAGACUAAAUGCAUUGCAGAAGUGGACACACUUGCUCUGCAUUAUUUUCCUGAAUUCCAGUGGUUGGUGGAUUUUACGGUGGCCGCCACAGUGGUGUAUUUCAUCACUGAACUGUACUUCUGUGUGGCGGAGCCCAGUGGGGAGAUGAACAUCAGUGUGGUGUGGAGCCUGCUGGUCUUGGCCUUUGUCAUGAAGAUCCUUUUCUCCCUGACGGCUCACUACUUCAGACUAGAGGAGGGCGGUGAGCGUUCCCUCUGCAUCACCUUUGCCUUUUUCUUCUUUGUGAAAGCCAUGGCUAUCCUUAUUGUCACAGAGAACUACCUGGAAUUUGGCCUCGAGACAGGCUUUGCAAAUUUUUCCGAAAGUGCCGUGCAGUUUCUGGAGAACCAAGGCCUUGAGUCCCAGGGCCCCAUAUCCAAGCUGACCUUUAAGCUGAUCCUGGCACUGCUCUGCGCUCUCAUUGGAGCCUUCCUCACCUUCCCUGGCCUGCGAUUGGCCCAGAUGCAUCUUGAUGCCCUCACGCUAAACAACUGCAAAGUCACACAGACUUUGCUGCAUAUCAACUUCUUGGCCCCCUUGAUUAUGGUACUGCUAUGGGUGAAGCCCAUAACAAAGGAUUACUUAAUGAAUCCCACAUUUGGGAAAGAUAGUGUGCCUUUAAUGUCUGAGAAGACAUACGACACGUUGCGUCUGUGGGUGAUCCUGCUUCUGUGUGUGCUGAGACUAGCCAUGAUGCGGCAUCAUCUCCAGGCCUACCUCAACCUGGCCCAGAAGGGCGUCUUGCAGAUGAAGAAGGAAGCGGGGCGCAUUAGUACCGUGGACCUCCAAAAGAUGGUCGCCCGAGUCUUUUACUACUUGUGUGUGAUAGCACUACAGUACGUUGCACCUCUGGUGAUGCUGUUACACACUACUUUGCUGCUAAAGACAUUAGGUGGAUACUCGUGGGUGAUUUACCCUGAAGAGAGUUUGCCAUGUCUGUCAAAUGAGGACUCAAACCCCACUGAGGUGGGGCAAGGCGAGAUGCAGGCCUCUCAAACUGUGGCCCAGCUAUCAGUCGCUCUCGGUGGGCUGAGGACUGUUUUCUCUCCCUUGCUUUUUCGAGGGCUCUUGUCCUUCUUCACAUGGUGGAUUGCUGCCUGCCUGUUCUCCACUUCUCUCUUCGGCCUCUUCUACCACCAGUAUCUGAUGGCAGCAUAGCAUCGGGAAGGGCUUGUUCAACUGAACUGUGCUGCACGACGAGGCCCUGGAACUUUCCCCUUUCCUGCAACCAUAUCAGCCGAGUUCUUCUCUGAUAUGCUUCCUCCAUUGACACAUUGUUUUAACCUAACAAAUACAAAAAUGACAAUAGUAAUAAUGCAGUCACUGUUAUAUUCAUCAGACUGGUUUGAAGCAUCAAUGAAUGGAGGAUGGCAUCUAAAGGAGACCUCAAAAUAAUGCUGAUUUUAAAGCGGGUGGUGUCUUUGAGCCACCAGAUGGUUGAAAGCAAGGGAUCACUCAUGGUCUUUGACAUUUUUUGUUUUUUAGUUGAAAAUUAUGACGGUUUUUAAUAGUGUUUUUUUUUUGUUGUUUUUUUGUUUUUUUUUAAUGUUAUACUUCUCCAAAGUAGAAACUGGGUUCUGCUGUAGGGAAGGUUUUCAUUGCUGAUACAUGAAGAUACAUGAAGAGGACACAGUGUUUUAGUCGAGCUUAGAGAGUAUAGUGAGGGGAUUGAUCGAGAAGAAAAGUAUGUUUUAAAGGUGUAUUUAUUUCAGAGGGACUGAAGCCAGCCUUCUCACAAGGAGAGUUUUGUUUGACUGUAGAAGACUGAGAGAUAAUUUAAGUGUGUAUGCGUGUGUGAGAGUGACGGUUUGUGUGUUAACAUCAGUGCCUGCAGGCUCCCAGUGACCCCUGCUGCUGGUGGGUAAAUCUAAAAAGGGCAUUUUGAUCAAGUAUAAAAGCUAACUCAAAAAAACUGUCGAAAGCAGUGGCCGCCGCUCUUCUGAUACCCUUCCCCGUCAUUUAACCGGUCAGAUGUUUCACUUUGAAUUUCGGGUCCAGUGACAUCAAGCACAUCCUGGAAGCGUGCUCCAUGUUUUCUGUAUGGAGCCUAUUGAUUUUCUGUAAUGCAUCAAAUAACAGGAUUGGAUUUCUUUCAUGUGAAGGUGCCAAGUACGCUUGUAUUCCCCCAUGAGUGUGUACAGUACUUCCUGCUGGAAAUCAGAAAGCACACAUGCAGAGGCACGAGCCAAAGCAGAACAUGUGGCUUGAUCACAAAGAAACAUGGUGUUUGAUGUCCAUUUUAAUGUUGUAACCUUUUGGCACUACAUUUACAAAACCGCACAAAGACAUAUCUGAAGUAUUUUUUUUUUUUUUUUUUUUUUAGUCUUUUUUUAGUGUUAACCUGCUGUAAAAGUCUUAUUCGUAUCCUCCAUUUUGAGAUUUUGGAGGGUACGCAGACAAUGAAUGUAUUGAUCCUGCCUGAUUUUUGAUUGUUGCUAUGAUGAAUUUUAUUUGAACGAAUCUACUACCCUUGGUGCCCCUAAUACACAGUCAAAUAUGACAUAAUCUUGGCUUUCAGCAAAUAUCAGUUAAAAUAGAAAUAUAAAUUUUGUAUGUUGUGGACUUCCAGGGGCAUUUAUAUUGCAAAGGUGCGUCCAUUAUCAUCAACAGCACACUUGGUAAUACAAAUUUUGAGAGCUGUUUUUUUUUUUUUUUUCUUUUUUUUUCUUCCUCUCUCUGUUGUUGAUUAUCAAGCUGUGAAGAUUGAUGGAUACAAUGGGGAGUUUAUUUUAACUGUAAACAUUCACAACCUUUGGUAAUCAUCAGCGGGGCCAUUUUAGUCUUAAAGGUUUUUUUUGUUUGUUUUUUUUGUUUUUUUUUGCCUUAUUUUGAUUUUCUCCCACUUUCCCCCCCCCCACCAUUAAAAGUCAAAACAAGUGACCAAAAUUGAUUAAAAAUUUGUUACUAAAAACUUACCCCAUUUUUAAGAUGUUUUCAAUAAGCAUGUCUUUAAACAUUUCUAACCCUAAUGCCAAAUAACAGUAUAUGAGGUUUAGAACUGAUCCAUAUUAAAAUGAGAAGACAAAUCACUUUUUCUUGAAUUUCAGUAUAGCUGGGAUCCGUUUUCGAGCUUAAAUGGCUCUGUUGGUCUUUAAUACAUUUUAAGUACUUAUCUUUAUUUAUUACUUUUCAGUUUGUUUAAUAAAUGAUUGUCAAGAAAAA